CCCUCUCCAUCCAUGCCCUGGAUUUUCGCUCUGGAAAAAUAUGGUAGGUUGCGAUCUCGCAAAAGAAUUUCCAUCUGGUUUUACUCCACUGCAACGCACUGUUUUCAUGUUGGCCCGCUGCAAUGCAUACUCAAAGAACUACUGGAGAGAAAUUUCGAGACGGGAGAGGAGGCGGAAACAGGUGCUAACCCGGAAGAGGCAGUGGUCCGAGGUGUCUCCUGAAGUGUUUGGCUGCCACGGACGGGUUCGGCGUCUGUAAGGAAACAUAAACCUACUUUUUUUUUCUUCUAUUUCUUAGAUGCUGAGAUGAAUCAUCACCUGUAUAUUUGGCUUUUUAGAAAUCCAUCUUUUACUGGUUCCCUGCAGCGUCACAUCCAUCUUUAUGCUCAUCAUUUAAAACACAAACAUCUUGAUAUAAGGCUGCACAUUUUUAGGCAAAACAGGAGUCACAUUUUCCAUCUGUUAAAUAAGAGUUGGUCCAGGAGAUACUGUCAUAAAGACACCCAAAUGGUUUGGAAAUACAAAGCACUGCAGAAAUACAUGGAGGACCUCAAUAAGGAAUACCAAACACUUGAUGAGUGUUUACAUCGUGUCUCUGUGACUGAUGGGAACCAAAAGUCCUUGAACCGAAGACAUGCUGAAUUAGCACCCCUUGCAGCCAUAUACCAAGAAAUUCUGGAGGCCCAACAAGCUAUUGAAGAAUUAGAGUCAAUGUGUAAAAGUCUAAAUACACAUGAUGAAAAGCAGUUACAAUCACUUGCAUUGGAAGAAAGACAAGCCAUUGAGGAAAAAAUCAACAUGUUAUACUCUGAGCUCUUCCAGAAUCUAGUUCCAAAGGAGAAAUAUGACAAAAAUGAUGUUAUUUUGGAAGUGACAUCUGGAAGAACUACUGGAGGUGAUAUCUGCCAGCAGUUUACCCGAGAAAUAUUUGACAUGUACCAGAAUUAUUCAUGUUAUAAACACUGGAAAUUUGAACUUCUGAAUUACACACCAGCAGAAUAUGGUGGACUGCAUCAUGCAGCUGCCCGAAUUUCUGGUGACAAUGUCUAUAAGCAUUUGAAGUACGAAGGUGGCAUUCACCGAGUUCAGCGCAUCCCUGAGGUGGGCCUGUCAUCGAGGAUGCAGCGUAUUCACACUGGGACAAUGUCCGUCAUUGUCCUCCCUCAGCCAGAUGAGGUAGAUGUCAAAGUGGAUGCCAAAGAUUUGCGAAUAGACACAUUCCGAGCCAAAGGAGCAGGAGGACAGCACGUUAAUACAACAGAUAGUGCUGUCAGACUCGUCCAUCUACCCACAGGACUAGUAGUAGAAUGCCAACAAGAACGAUCACAGAUAAAGAAUAAAGAAAUAGCUUUGCGCGUGUUGAAAGCACGACUCUUUCAGAAGAUUAUUGAGAAAGACAAAUGUCAGCAACAAAGUGCUAGGAAACUGCAGGUGGGAACAAGAGCGCAGGCAGAGAGAAUUCGGACAUAUAAUUUCACCCAUGACAGAGUCACUGACCACAGGAUAUCCUAUGAAGUUCGUGAUAUUAAGGAAUUUUUAUGUGGUGAGAAAUGCCUGGAUCAUCUAAUUCAGAAACUGCUUCAAUCAGCAGAUGAAGAAGCCAUCAUUGAAAUUCUUGACCAAAGGCUUAAAUCAGCCAAAUAAAUGCUAAUUUAUUAUAAAAUGAAAUGGGUCUUUGUGAAGAAGCACACUAAAGUAGGGAUAUCUUAAUGAUUAUUUGUAAGAUGCAGCUAUAAAUAUAU
Molecule: messenger RNA, 1742 nt
Organism: Ochotona princeps (American pika)
Lineage: Eukaryota; Metazoa; Chordata; Mammalia; Lagomorpha; Ochotonidae
Gene: MTRF1
Product: mitochondrial translation release factor 1
Exons: 10
Coding region: 307-1644 (445 amino acids)
Biological process (GO): translational termination
Molecular function (GO): translation release factor activity
Source: RefSeq, a predicted model, not a curated record